UCAAAGACAAUAUAUUAUUACAACGCGCAGCUCGUGGUACAACGUUGUUAAUUUUAUUUGAACUUUAAUGUGGGAAAAUAAAGAGAGUAAACAUGUUUAGUAUAAUAUAAAGACAUUGGAGUUGAGUUUAGCAGCAGAGGACUGUGUCUCUUAAAAUCUAUUUUUGUAGAAGUUAACUUUAAUUUAUACCGGUUCCCAUGGAAUCUGCAAAAGAAGAAGUUGAUACUAAGAUAAAAGUUAUGUUCUUACCAUUCGCAUCAACAAGCCACAUCAUACCAAUGGUAGACAUAGCCAGACUCUUCGCUAUGCACGGAGUCGAUGUUACCAUAAUAGCCACCCCAGUAGCCGCCUCAUUGUUCCAGAGCUCUGUUGGCCGCGACUCCUCACUCGGCCGUUCAAUCAGAACUCACGUCGUUAAGUUCCCAGCCGCAGAGGUCGGUCUUCCGGUUGGUGUAGAAACAUUCAACGCCGAUACGGCACCGGACAUGCUUCCCAAAAUUGGAAAGGGACUGAAUCUGCUGGAAAAGGAGAUUGAGAAUUUGUUUGAGGAACUGGAGGCAGAUUGCAUUGUCACUGACAUGUUCUACCCUUGGACUGUAGAUGCAGCAGCCAGGUUGGGGAUUCCUAGGUUGAUCUUACUUGCCGGGAGCUGCUUCGCUCAUUCGGCACUACACUCAGUCAAGACUUAUGCACCUCAUAAGGACAUAAAAUCCGACAGCACUGAUGACAAGUUUUCAUUGCCUGGUUUGCCGCACCGCCUGAAGAUGACACCUUUGCAGCUGCCGGAUUGGCUUAGAGAACCCAACGGCUACACCCAUUUGAUGGAGAUGAUUAGGGACUCUGAGAGAAGAAGCUACGGAUCCGUGUUUGAUAGCUUCUACGAGCUCGAAGGUGAGUACCUGGAUCAUUACAAGAAAGCCAUGGGAACCAAGAGUUGGAGCUUGGGACCUGUUUCCAUGUGGGCGAACCAAGAUGCUGCUGAUAAAGCCGGAAGAGGACAAGCCAAGCUUGAACAAAAAGGAAAAGAAGAAGAAGAUUCUGGGUGUCUUAAAUGGCUUCAUUCAAAGCCUGAGAAUUCUGUUCUGUAUGUGAGCUUUGGGAGUAUGAGCAAGUUCCCUUCUUUGCAGCUUGUUGAGAUAGCUCAAGCUCUUGAAGAUUCUGGGCACGAUUUCAUGUGGGUUGUUAAGAAAAAAGAUGGUGAAGAUGGGAGUUUUCUUGAGGAAUUUGAGAAGAGAGUGAAGGCAAGCAACAAAGGUUACUUGAUAUGGGGUUGGGCACCACAGUUGCUGAUACUGGAGAAUCCAGCCAUUGGAGGAAUUGUAACUCACUGUGGCUGGAACACGGUGAUGGAAAGCGUGAACGCGGGUUUGGCCAUGGCCACAUGGCCUAUGUUUGCUGAACAGUUCUUCAAUGAGAAGCUUUUGGUUGAUGCGUUGAAGAUUGGGGUGGCGGUUGGAGUGAAAGAAUGGAGAAAGUGGCAGCAGUUUGGCGAAGAGGUUGUGAAGAAGGAUCAGAUUGCAAAGGCCAUAGCUUUGUUGAUGGGUAAUGGAGAGGAGAGUGUUGAAAUGAGGAGAAGAGCAAGAGAGCUUAGUGAUGCUGCUAAAAGAGCAAUAAAGUUUGGUGGCUCUUCUCACACCAAUCUUCUUCAAUUAAUUCAGGAACUCGAGUCUUUGAAACUUGAUAGGAUUAAUGGAAAGUGAGAUGGCAGUGUCAUGAACCACUCAAACAAGAGCCUCUUUUAGGUUUAUUUUAGUUUUGUGUUUAUCAAGAAUCGAACUAGAGUUUUGAUAUCAUGUCAUAAAACCACUUAUUCCAAAGGCUUAAGCUGAUAAAAAAAGACAAUAUUAAUAGUUAUAUCUCUAAACAGACAGUCUCUUUUAAAUUAGUUACCAAUUUUUAAUAAGAACCCUUUUAAAUGCAUGUUUCAGGGGGUUCUAUUUAUUGCUUAGAACUUCUGGCACAACAACUGUUCUGUCUGUAAUCUGGAUUUAUGGCUUUGAUUCAACUUGCAGAAUAAAAUGCAGUUUUUUCCCUCAA
This is a messenger RNA of Arachis duranensis, 2037 nucleotides long. RefSeq names its product soyasapogenol B glucuronide galactosyltransferase. The record is from RefSeq and is a predicted model, not a curated record. Bases 198 to 1700 code for a protein of 500 amino acids. Gene Ontology annotation, molecular function: UDP-glycosyltransferase activity. NCBI's taxonomy places the organism in Eukaryota, Viridiplantae, Streptophyta, Magnoliopsida, Fabales, Fabaceae. The transcript is spliced from 2 exons.